Molecule: messenger RNA, 4611 nt
Organism: Odobenus rosmarus divergens (Pacific walrus)
Lineage: Eukaryota; Metazoa; Chordata; Mammalia; Carnivora; Odobenidae
Gene: CEP170B
Product: centrosomal protein 170B
Exons: 18
Coding region: 1-4611 (1536 amino acids)
Molecular function (GO): protein binding
Source: RefSeq, a predicted model, not a curated record
AUGAGUGUCACCUCCUGGUUCCUGGUGAGCAGCAGUGGUACCCGCCACCGGCUUCCGCGAGAGCUUAUCUUCGUGGGGCGUGAUGAGUGUGAGCUCAUGCUGCAGUCCCGCAGCGUGGACAAGCAGCAUGCUGUCAUCAACUACGAUCAGGACAGGGAUGAGCACUGGGUGAAGGACCUGGGAAGCCUGAACGGGACGUUCGUGAAUGACGUGCGCAUCCCGGACCAGAAGUACGUCACGCUGAAGCUCCAUGACGUCAUUCGAUUUGGCUACGAUUCCAACAUGUACGUGCUGGAGCGCGUGCAGCACCGGGUCCCCGAGGAGGCGCUCAGGCACGAGAAGUAUACCAGUCAGCUGCAGGUGAGCGUCAAGGGCCCGGCCCCCAGGAAGGGCGAAGCGCUGCCGCAGCACACCCCUUACUGCGAGUCCUUGGGUCCCAGGCCGGAGAGGGGGGACCGGAGGCCAGGGGCAGAGUCGGCGGCCUACCGCACACCCCUGUACGGGCAGCCCUCCUGGUGGGGGGAGGACGACAGCGGCAGCCCCCCCGAGGACCGGCGCCAGGAGGAGCCCUACGCAGAGCGGCCCAAGGAGCCAGCACAGCAGGACGGGGAGCUCCCUGGGACGAUUGGCUUCCGGGCGGCGGCGGAGCCUCAGGGCUUCUCGUUCAGGCGGGAGCCCAGUUACUUUGAGAUCCCCACGAAGGAGGCCCCUCCGCCACCGCGGCCCCCUGAGGCGCCGGCCCAGGAGGCACCCGCCACGGCCCCUGUGGUGCAGAGCCAUGCCUCCUUCACCAUCGAGUUUGACGACUGCAGCCCCGGCAAGGUGAAGAUCAAGGACCACGUCACCAAGUUCUCGCUGCGCCAGAGACGGCCCCCAGACAAGGAGGCCACACCUGUGGAGGCCGUGUCUGCCGAGACCAAGGUGGCUGACUGGCUGGUGCAGAGUGACCCUAGCCUGCUGUGCCGGGCUGGCCCCGGGGAUGACCGUCACAGCACCAAGAGUGACCUGCCCGUCCACACCCGCACCCUGAAGGGUCACAAGCAUGAGGAUGGCACGCAGAGCGACUCGGAGGACCCCACGGCCAAGGCGGCGGUGGCGACAGCUGGGGUCCCUGCGGAGGGCAGCGGGGUGCAGGUGCGGCUGCAGAGGCAGAUGAAGCGGGACCCCCAGGAGCUGCUGCAUAACCAGCAGGCCUUUGUCAUCGAGUUCUUCGACCAGGACACGCCCCGCAAGAAGCGCUCCCAGUCCUUCACGCACACCCCUCCCGGGGACCCCAAGGCCGACAAGCGCCGAGGCCCCGGGCCAGCGGACAGAGACCGCUCAGCCGUCCCUGCUUCGGCGCGGGGGACAGGCGGCAGCUCAGGGCCGCAGCGGGCCAGCUCGCUCAAGCGGGAGAGGACAGAGGAGCGCCUGGGGGGCCCCUCGCCCACCUCCCGGGGCUCUGCCCGAUCCUUUGGCAGCGUGGGGCGCCGCUCCCGUCUGGCCCAGGACUUCAUGGCCCAGUGCCCGCGGGAGGGCUCCCCGACCGCCCGGUCCGGCCCUGACAAGGCAUCUCCAGCGACACCGGCCCCCGAGACACCCCGUGGGGCCAGCCCCGUGGCCCCUGCGACCCCCCCACCGCCUCCCGCCGACCCCCAGCUGAGCAAGGCUCGCAAACAAGAUGAAGACGACAGUCUGAGCGAUGCGGGGACCUACACCAUCGAGACGGAGGGGCGGGACCCGGAGGUGGAGGAGGCCCGCCAGAUGAUCGACCAGGUCUUUGGGGUACUUGAGUCUCCUGAGCUCUCCAGGGUGUCCUCGGCCACCUUCCGUCCGGUCAUCAGAGGGGACAGAGACGAAGCCAGUGACGGGGUCGCCCAGCGAAUGGCGCUCCUGCAGGAGUUUGCCUCCCGGUCGGUGGGCAUAGCCCCCCAAGGGGAGCUCCAGGGCCUCACGGUGCCGGACUCCCCCGGGGGUCAGAAGUGGGUGUCCCGCUGGGCCAGCCUGGCCGACAGCUACUCAGACCCAAGCCUGGCAGAGGAGAGCCCUGGGCGCAGAGCGGGGGAGCUUGAAGGGACCCUGCCUGUGCGCCAGCGACGGCGACUCCCACAGCUGCCCAGCGACCGCGCAGACAGCCCUGGGGGCCUCGAGGCCACCAAGAGGAGCGGCCCUGGGCCUCUGGAGCCGGGCAGUGAGCAGGCCAGCUGCCUCUUGGGCCAGGAGGACUUGGAGCCUGACAGCCUCAGCGAUGCCAGUGGGUCGGAUGGUGGGCGGGGCUCCGAGCUGGGUGGGGGCCCGCAGGAGGAGAGACGGAGGAGCCCCCAGGAGGGAGUAGCGUGGACGAAGGGCCGGCACUCGCCAAGGGCCCCUGGAGAGCCAGCCCCCGCCUCCUUCUUCAUUGGGGACCAGAACGCGGAGACGGCCUUCCCCAGGAAGCCAUCCAUGGCUGCAGGGGAGGUGGACAGCCCCAGGCAGGUGGCGAGGGACGGCGUCUACGUCAGCUCCAGCGGGAGGAUGGUUAUCCAGCUGCGGACAGAGCGGUCCUCGGAGCCCGAGAGCCCUGCCCCGGCCUUGGUGCGACAGGAUAGCUUCAGCAAGGAGCCGGUCGGUGGCCCCCCAGCGCCCGGCCAGCUUCCACACAUCUCGACCCACCCCCUCCUGCAGGACCUGGCUGCCGCCCGGGCCUCACGCAUGGACCUCCACCCCCAGGACACCCACCUGAUCCUGAAGGAGACGGAGACAGCCCUGGCAGCCCUGGAGGCCCGGCUGCUCUCCAAGUCCACGGAGGAGGCAGAGGGCCCGAUGGGCAGCACCCCUGGGCCGCCAGAUGACUCCCUGUCCGGGGACUCUGAUGUGGACACAGGGAGCACAGUCAGCCUGCUCAGUGGUAAGAACGGGCCCAGCCCAACCAGCCCCCAGCCUGCGGGGCCGCAGGAGAAGCCGCCGUCCGCACCAGCAGCACAGGACCCAGGGAGCGUCUCCUCGAACAGCGCCCGAGAGCGCCUCUCAGACAAGCAUCGUCGCCCCCCGGGCCCCGUGGACGUGGGCCGUGCAGAGCUGGGGAGGCGCCUGGCUGCGCGGCGUGGCACCGGGGCCCGGGCAUCCUCGGACUGGCGUGACGAAGAGCGAGGCCCCGGCCCGGCCCACCCACCUGGCGCAGACACUGUCACCUCUGACCACGAGACCCCCGUGGCCCCUGGGGCGGGGCGGCCAGGGCCUCGCCGGAAACCGGCACCUGCAGCGCCAUCCCCGGCUCCGCGGGAAGAGCAGGGCCGUGGCUGCGCCCAGAAGGUCCAGCAAGUGCUGACCCGCUCCAACAGCCUGUCCACCCCUCGGCCCACACGGGCCUCCCGGCUGAGGCGGGCCCGGCUGGGGGAUGCCUCGGACACGGAGGCGGCCGAUGGUGAACGGGGGCCCUCGGCCAACCCUGAGUCGGCGGGGCGGCCAGCCCCUGAGCAGGCCAAGAAGCUGUCGCGCCUGGACAUCCUGGCCAUGCCCCGGAAGCGGGCAGGCUCCUUCACCGGGCCCAGCGACUCCGAGGCGGCCCCUGCCCGCACCAGCUUCUCUGGCCGCAGCGUCGAGUUGUACUGUACUGGCCGCAAACCCGUCAUGGCCGAGGCUCGGGCCGCCGCCGCCAGGAAAGCCACCAAUACCACCACGGCCCCCCGCCAGCCCUUUAGCAGGGCCCGCCCGGGCAGUGCCCGAUACUCCUCACCCACCACGCAGACCCCACGGGCUGGCAGCUCCAACCGGACUCGCCCCCGGGCCCCCAUGCCCCGGGACACAGACGACGAGGAAGAAGAUCCUGACCCCUACGGUUUUAUUGUGCAGACCGCAGAGAUCGCUGAGAUUGCUAGGCUGAGCCAGACACUAGUGAAGGAUGUGGCCAUCCUGGCCCGGGAGAUCCACGACGUGGCUGGGGACGGCGACUCACUGGGCUCACCGGGGCCCGCCCGCAGCCCCUCCCUCAACAAUGUGCCCAGCACCCCUGCUUCAACCAUCUCCGCCCGUGAGGAGCUGGUGCAGCGCAUCCCCGAGGCCAGCCUCAACUUCCAGAAGGUGCCACCUGGCUCCCUGAGCACUCGAGACUUGGACCAGAACAUGAACGACCGCUGUGAGGACCCCCUCACCAGCAAGAUGCGGCCUCGGAGCCGCGAGGAGGUGAUCUUUGACAAUCUGAUGCUGAACCCCGUGUCCCAGCUGUCUCACGCCAUCCGGGAGAACACGGAGCACCUCGCCGAGAAGAUGAAGAUCCUCUUUCAGAACACAGGGCGUGCCUGGGAGGAGGUGGAAGCCAGAAUCAACUCGGAGAACGAGGUGCCCAUCCUGAAGACAUCCAACAAGGAGAUCAGCUCCAUCCUGAAAGAACUGAGGCGCGUGCAGAAGCAGCUAGAAGUCAUCAACGCCAUCGUGGACCCCAGCGGGAACCUGGACCUGCUGACCGGGAACCGGGGCUCUGCGGGCUCGGCCCAGCUGGGGAAAGGCCGGCCGGCCGCCCAGAGCCCAUCCUCGCCCCCCUCGGCCCUGCCUCUGAGGAGCUUCCCACAGCGGGCGAACUGCGGGUCCCCGGGCCUCCCGGACCCUGCCUUCCUGCCUGACUUCCUCCCCGAUGCUGAGAGGUUCCUGAUCUAG